Molecule: messenger RNA, 2394 nt
Organism: Epithele typhae
Lineage: Eukaryota; Fungi; Basidiomycota; Agaricomycetes; Polyporales; Epitheliaceae
Exons: 4
Coding region: 1-2394 (797 amino acids)
Source: RefSeq, a predicted model, not a curated record
AUGACGAGCACCUCCUCGACGACCCGGACGCUGCCCACGCCUCCUCUGGCCCCCUCUUAUUCUGCACGGUCUCCUUCUAAGAAAGACCCUUCGCUCAAACCAAACCCACAUCCUUACGCGAUCAAGACCACUUCCACUGGCAUCCUCACGCGCUCAAACUCAUCUGGUUACAACGUCAAUGCCUCUCAUCACUACUACAUCCCGCCCUCUCCCACCCACCACCGCUCCGAUUCCAAAGGGCACAGAGCAACAAAGUCCCUCACACUGGUCCCCGAGUCCCCCUCACGCGAAUCCCCAAGACCUCUCCCUAUCCCGCCCGAUCUCGACCAUACCGUGAACCGGAGAGAUGGGAGUGGCAGCAGCAGCGGAUACGUGAGUGCCGAUGAAGUCUCUCGCCAGGCCCCCCGGCGUCCCAAACGCGCAGAGACUCUCCCCGUCUUCCCUCUCCCGACCCCCGCCCUCCCUGCGCCUCCAUCGGCCGACGAUCUGCCCGACAAUCCCAAGCUGUGGACGCCUUCCCAGCUCGCCACUUACCUCGUCACCGCGCUCCGCAUGACCUCGAAUGGCAAGCCCGGAGAGAUCGAGUCCAUCGGCCUGCCGACGAUGGUGGCCAAAGACAUCGCGACGUUCGUCAAGGGUGCCCGCAUCGGAGGACGGACGUUCCUCAGGCUGACGGAGGAGGAUCUCGAGCAACUCGGCAUGAACAAGAAGUGGCGCACUGCACUCCUCGCUGCCGCGCGCAACCUCCGCCAGAACGUCCUCAAGGGGCGCAUCUGGGGCGGCGCCGAUUCUCCUGGCGGCUCCCCCUCCCCCGAGUCCACCUCGCCCGAGUCGGCCCCGUCCAAGAUCUUCUCCAGCGCCGAGUUCAACUCGUCCUCCUCGUCGAUCGAGUCCUCGUCCUCUUUCGACGGCGCAGACGGCGAAGAAGGCGACCCCGACGCCCCGAAAGGCUCGGUGCUCCUCGGCCGCUCCAAGGCGCGACGCUACCGCGCCGGCCGCGUGCGCGGCAUGGUCAACACGUUCGAGCGCAGCGGGUCCUUCAGCUCCGACGGCGGUCCCGAGGACGACGGCGUCGCGCCGGCCACCAACGUCGGCCUCGGCACGCGGCUCAGCGUCAUCGAGGAGCGUUCGCACUUCCGCACGUGGGGUCGCCAGGCCCCGCCGCCCCCGGGCCUCCGUGCGUCCGAGAGCCCGUCGCCGUCCCGCGGCCGGCCGCUCCCCGCCCCGCCCGCCCGGGGGGACGACGAGCCGUCGAUGGAGGAUCUCCUCGCGCAACUCGGCGCUCCCAUGACGGGUGCCGAGGCUUGGGAGGCCGUGGACAUCGCUGCUGGCGUCACCGUGAAGCACGUCCCCGACCAGGCGCAGCGGUACUCGUCCACACCCUCCUCGCCGUCGCGCGCGACUGCAUCCAUCGCCCCCCUUUUCGACACGGGCUCUCAAGUCGCGGGCUCUCAAGUCGGCGUGCAGACCCUUGCCGGGCUCGGGAACGGCCGCGGCUCGGGCGGAAGCAGCAAGGGCAGGAACGAGCGUCGCGUCGUCACCGCCAUCUUCGCGCCCACCGCAAGCUCUCCGAACAAACGGCCCUUGCCCGUGCCGCCUCAAUCGCAGCCGCAACCGCAACCUCGCCGGGAGGCGAGCGGGGGCUCGGAGGCGUCCGCGCCCGCGCCCGCGCCUGUCCCGGACCCGGAACUCGAGGCGGAGCGGAUGAUGGAGCAGGUGCGUCUUGAGCGGAUGCUCGAGGAGGAGAUCCUGACGACCCGCGCGCUCCUCGAGACGUUCCGCGCGCGGCUCGAGCACGUCGAGGAGAAGGUCUCCGAGCUCGAGACGCGUGAUGACGCGCGCGAGGCGGCGCUCGAGCUCGCGCGCGUCCGCGUCGCGGAGGCGGAGGCGGAGGCGGAGGCCGCGCGCGCCUCGCUCGAGAAGGGCAAGGGCAGGGCUUCGGACACAGAGCCCCUGGCCCCGUCCGUGGACGUCGGUGUCUCUACGUGGGCGCAGAUCGAGGUCGAGAAGGCGGACGACGACGAGGCGAUGGAGGAGGGCGACAGCUCCACUGGCAGCAGCACCAUGACCAUAGCGCCACCGCCAGCCGCCCCAGCUCCCGCCCCAGCCUCCGCUCUCGCGUCGUCGUCAUCGUCAACACUGCAAAGCGUCGUACGCGGACUGUACGCGCCCGCCACGCUCCUGUCCACCUCUCCCCGGGAGCUCAUCCGCCGGAGCAAGCGCACCGCGCGACAGACCGCGUCCGGCACCGACGAGUACGAGUACGCGGACGAGGGCCCGGCGAGCGUGUCCGACCUGCCGUCCUACGUCUUCCUCGUCGGGCUCGGCGUCUGCGCGGUCGUCGCCCAGGUCAUGCUCCGCAAGUUCGUGGGUAAGGGCGGACUGCGGCCGUGA